AUGCCAGCUCGACAACAAUCAUCUUCCUCUGAGAUCGCUUUGUCGUCGAGUCCGACCUCACCUAAUCCCAGAUCUUCUCUACGCCGCUUGAGCUCUCUCGCCAACCUUCAUCAAUUCAAUCCUUUCAACUCUUUCAAUCGCAGACGCUCGAGUCAUAGCACCCAGAACUCUGACGAGGAUCCAUAUCUCCUCAGCACCUAUCAACAAAGACCGCAAAAUCAGCAAAGUCGUCAGACCUACGUUCCACUAUCUGACGAACCAUUGCCUGCGUUGCCUAAGAGUCGCACUUUCAGCAACCUGCCCCGGACGCGAGCUCGCAACAAUUCUAAACCACCAGUAUCUCUGAAGCCGCCAUCACGCAUCCCGACACCUACAAUGAGUUCCAGUGCGAAGUCGAGGUUGGCCAGUGCAACCAAAAGUAUCCUCAAAGUUAGCAACCGACGCGUGCUUGUCCGAUCAGAUACUGAGCCCUUGUUGGUCUCAAACUAUUCACAUGAGAUUCCAACCUCAACCAAUGUUCACAAGGAGAAUGACCCAAUCAAUGUUUACACAUCAGACCCGACGAUUAAUCGGAUCGAGUUGCCGCAAGUUCCACUGUAUCCUCUCGAGUUGGAGGUCAAAACUUUUAACCCAGUCAAACGACUUCAGACCCCGGUAAAUCGUAUACCAAAACCACCUCCGAGAAGGGACUCGUUGCAACAAUCUACAUCUUGCACCCCAUCAACCAAGAAACCCUGUCCCAAGGUUCCAAAGACUCCAGUCACCGUGAUAUCGAAGCCAAGAAGACAGACAAUGCUUGCCCCAGAAGCUGUUCCUCUGCAUUCUGUCCAUGAUAAGGGAAAGUAUCGCUCUUCAUUCAGCUCUGACAUUCAAUUUUGUCAACUGCUCACACCUCGCGCCGCACCGACGCACUCACCAUCUUCUUGCCCACGCCCUUCGGCUACCUGUCUCCGGCCUGACGACAGUACUAGCAACAUCAACAUGGCCAGUGACUUUGUCACGUCAGCCCAGUCGACUGCUUACUGGAGUGGCCGCCUGAUGUCACAGUUCGACAGGCGACGCAAUGAGGAACUCCAAGCGCUCUUGAGCCGUACCGAGCUUGGACCAGCCUAUCCUGAGAAUGACCUGAACACCUGUCUCAGGGAGUUGCAGAAAAAAUGUGUGACUGAAGAUGCGAGACUGAGCUUCGCAAUGUUCAAGGCUAGAGUGUAUGUCAAAGCAGGAACGUUGGGAACAACUGUAGGCGUGGUGGAGACUGGGAUUGAAAGUAGAGGCAAGCACAUGGUUAAAGCGUAG
Aureobasidium melanogenum CBS 110374 is the source of this 1296-nucleotide messenger RNA. RefSeq lists its product as uncharacterized. The record is from RefSeq and is a predicted model, not a curated record. The coding region runs from base 1 to 1296 and encodes 431 amino acids. The transcript has a single exon. Lineage: Eukaryota; Fungi; Ascomycota; Dothideomycetes; Dothideales; Saccotheciaceae.